AUGUCCUACAAGCGAACUCGGGCGACAUUCGAGGCCGACCUCCAUGCGCCGUAUGCCAUCUUCGGCACCCCUUUGCCAGAGGACGGCGAGCGCGACGAUGGAUCAUAUCUUCCCUUGUGGAAACAGGAGGUGAGGGAUGAAAAGGGCAGGCGGAGAUUACAUGGAGCCUUUACAGGCGGCUGGAGCGCAGGCUAUUUCAACACCGUGGGAUCCAAAGAGGGAUGGACGCCGGCCACCUUUGUAUCGAGUCGCACGAACCGCCGCAAAGAUGAACCUGCCAGUACUCAACAGCGCGCCGAGGAUUAUAUGGACGACGAGGACCUGGCGGAUGCUGCGGAAGCACAGACGCUCAAGACCACCCAGGCAUUUGCCGGCCUGGGAUCGUCCACCCAAGAUGAGCUCCACGCCGGGGGGCUAAUAGGCCUAUUUAGAGCCGACGGAGAUACAAUGGGCCUGAAGCUGUUGCGGAGAAUGGGCUGGAAAGAUGGCCAGGGUAUUGGUCCCAAGGUUCGACGGGGAGCACGCCUGGACUUGGCCGCAAAGCCUAACUUGACCGAUGGCGAAACUCAUCUUUUUGCACCCGACAAUGUCGAGGUAAUGCGAUUUGUCCACAAGACCGAUCGCAAAGGCCUGGGGCAUAGUGGACAAGAAAAGCUUUCGUCGCUGCGCCAUGAAAGCAAAGCUGAUAGUGACGAAGAGGGCCAAGGUCGGGACGGCGUGCUCUCGAUAUUGUCUCGAGGAGGCACCAAGAAGAAACCACAACGAGGUGGCAUUGGCAUUGGCAUCCUCAACGACACUGGGUCUGAUGACGAAGACCCUUACGAAAUUGGGCCCAAGAUCAGGUACAACCGCGUUGUUGGAGGCGACAAGAAGAAGAAGGGAAAGAAGUUAUCAGCGGCAGCAAACCCAUCGCUGAAGAAUGCUCCAGUGUUUAUACCAAAGACUUCUAGGAUCGGUGGUAGCUUGCGAAGAUGUCAGGAUGGAAGACUUCCUCUCGAUGGGUUUGCCCUAGCCACAGCCAUGGAAGAUUUGACAAUUGCCUUGUCCAAAUAUGCACCUCCGCCAGUCCCACCCGACUGGAAAUCGUCCAAGAAUACCGGCGAUACCGAAAGCAAAGCCGGUGCGUAUGUUUCAGCUGCUGAAGCUGCCAAAUCAUCCACUCUCAAUGCGAAAUCUCGAGCCGCCAUCCUUGGAGAAAAGGCCCUCCCCGGAAAAUCUGUUUUUGAUUUCAUAUCAGCCGCUUCCAGAGAGAGGCUUGCUACGGCGUCAGGAAGAGCAGACUUACCCCCUGGCCUAGGCGAAGUGCCAGAAGGAUAUGCCAUGUCGAAAGAAGAAAAGCAGACAAUGCUCUGGGAGCAAGUUCCUAAACUUGACCGAGAGACGGCAAUCGCAGCGAUUGCACGGGGCUUACGAGGGCCAUACGCAGACAACGAGGCUAAAAGAGCGCGCUACAAACGGUACCUGGAGCAUCAUACGAAUCCUAAAUUGUCGCUCCCGGAGAGGAUCAGCGGCACGUCAGAUGACGAAUUUCUUCAAGAAAUGACCGAGUUCUACAACUGCGCGAGGAUAUUCAAGCCCAUGACUGGUUUCAUGGCGUCAAGAUUUACAACGGCCAAGGCGCCGCACGUUAUUGGAGCUGACCCAACACAAGAGAAGGAACUGAUUUCUGUGCCUGAGCCAAAGACCUUGGACCCGGCAGAAGAGGCUGCUAAGAUGGGAAUGUUUGGAAAUCUGACGAGGUCGGUCGAAGACUUUUACCCUACGCGGUUACUCUGUAAGCGAUUCAACGUCAAGCCGCCUGCGCACUCUCGUCGAGAUGAUGAGCCUGAUGCCAGCAACGCACCUCCGGGUCCAAGCGCGCGACAAGCCUACGGCAGUCCAAUGGAAGAUGUACAGAUGCCCUUGCUCUCUGCGUCUCGGACCCGGGAUGAAUCUCCUGCAGCUGGUGACACGACUACCACUCCAAUGGCAGCAACGGCAGCAUCUCUGCGGGAAACUCCAGCGAUAGAAGGCCAGGUGAACCCUGAGCGGAACGAGGCUGUUGAAGGGAAGAGCGCAAACGCCGAAGUGCUGCGAGCAAUCUUUGGCGACACGGCACUCCAUCGCCAACCAGAUCAAUUGACCAGACCAAUCCGCAUCAUCAUCAAUCAGCUGGCCACGGUGCUUUCGCUGACCCCAGCAACAAGAGUCGGAAGAUCCAUCGUUGGACGCUGGACCAGACCGUCGCAAAAGGCUCUUUUUGCGCUCGCUGCCCCAAGACUCUCGCCUCCUUUCCGCACGCCGUACUGUACUGCCAAGGUGCAUCACCGCCGCGAGCACGCAGCCACCGCCGCCGAUCCCCAGCAGCUGGGCCGUGAGCUCGAUCGCGACGACAGCGACGACAACGACAUCGACGCCGCCCAAGACAUCCCAGGCGCCGUCCACGAGGCCGAGCAGUCCCCGCCGCCGCAGUACCCCGUCUCGGAAGCCUCUUCCUCGCGCCCUCCGCCAUUCUCGUCGCUCUUCUCGUCGGUUGAAGACCGUCCCGGUGGUGGCAAGUUCCCUGCUGUUCUCGUCGCCGAAGGAAGCGCCGCUGCCAGAUCAAUCGCCGCGCCCGCCUACGGCUCCGACUCUCGUGCCCCGGGGCCUUUUGAUACCGAUCAGCCUGCUACCACUGCCUCGCGCGCCUUUCAGGACCCUGUCGCCGAGACCAAGCGUGCGCUCCCCAGAGACACCAAGGGAGAAUCGAGCCGCAAAGACGACGACGCCGAACCACCGCCUGCGUACUCGGAGGGGGAUAGUCCUCUCUUUGCAUUCUCAUUCGUAAUGGCGGCAGCCGGAGGAGCGUCGAGUAUUAUUACUCAGGUGCAGCAGGGUGGUCCACCCAUUAAUGCUAUUGGAGAUGUUGGCGCCGAUGAGACAAUCACGAUGGACCUUAGGGGUACCAGAUUUGUCCUUUCGCGUGACGAACUACUCACUCUACCUGAAUUUGUUCUGUUAUCUCUCUUUCCGAAUGGGCUCUUCCCGGAAGGCCAUAUGAGCGGGUUUCCCGAUAGCGAUGCUGUGCAAGUUGAUUAUGAUCCUGCUUCGUUGCAAUACAUGCUAGACUUUUUCCGCAAUGUUGCUCAGUCAAUCCCCACCGAAUCAUCGCCCGGCGCUUCGCAGGAUGGCGAGAUUGUUCCCUUGGAUCCGAUGGGGGGGCGAGAUGAUGGCUCAAAACGAGCCGGCAUCAUUGUGCUGCGGGAGGAUCUUGACUUUUAUGCAAUCCCGCCCAAGUCGGACAUCAGCCAGCCCGAUAUGAUCGAGGUCAAGCGGGCUGCGGCACGUGCGCUGCUGAAGCAAGACGGAAUCUUUUCUGGACUGAAGCGCAGCGAUGAGCCGGGAACGACUGAGGCUCAUUUGAUUGAGAUGCUGACGGCAGGUGGCUUCAACCACGACGACCAAUGGGGCCACCGAGCUGGCGAGCCUAACAAGGCCGUCAUCUGCAGUCUGGCCCUCGCCCGGCUGCGCAGCGACAUUCGAGGCAACGAAAUGGGCAGCAACGCCGUCGGCAUGGCGCAAAAGCUGCUCCUCUUCUGGCGGAAACCCGCUCGACGAUGCUGGUGGGAGGGCAUCGAGCUGGACAAUGUCGAAGGCGUCGAGGGCAAGCUCAAGGUCUGGAUCCGCCGAGUGUGGACGCUGGAGAUGAGUGUGAUUGGGCUCCGUUGA
Molecule: messenger RNA, 3687 nt
Organism: Trichoderma atroviride IMI 206040
Lineage: Eukaryota; Fungi; Ascomycota; Sordariomycetes; Hypocreales; Hypocreaceae
Source: RefSeq, a predicted model, not a curated record